AUGUUCAUGCGAAAAAACCGGUCUGUGCCUUCCGAGCCGCUGUGCGAGACUGAAGACUGUUUGCGUCACAGCUAUCGUCUUUUCGGCAAUUUAAACCGCAGUCUCGAUCCAUGCGACAACUUCAGCGCCUACGUCUGCUCUGCGUGGUCGCCUCCCCAGGGCUACCUCGAACACUCCAACUCGGCUAUGGAUGACGUACGCAAGUCGUGGUUCCCAAGAUUCAAUGACGUGCUACGUCAGGGGUCGAAGAUCAUUCGCGCCGGCCUCAAGCCACUAGCCAUGUACUCGUCUUGCAUGGGCGACCGCUCAGAGUACGGCUCUAACGUGGAGAUAUUCUGGAACUUUUUGAACGAAUGCAGGCUCACUUGGCCGGAAAAAUCGGAGCCAGGUAGCGCCUCUGCUCUCGAAGUACUGAUGACGCUGGCGCUCAAGUGGCAGGUCCCGCUCUUCUUUCAAGUGAGGGCACUGCGCUUAGAAUCUGCGCCAAACUGGCGGAUCACUAUGGAUCCUGGUUCCCUUAUACCCCUGAUGUACCAACAUCACCUCACGGUUAAACAUUCAGGGGGAUACGAUAAGUACUGGGCCACGUUCUACUUCAUCUUGAGCGGCAAGCACGACGGUUCUGCUGUAAACAAGACACUCAUAGACUCAGCACUAACGAUGGAAGGUGAUGUCUAUAGGAGACUCUUGACAAACAUGCGGCCGGCCGUCGUGCAUCCAGUGCUGGCGACAAUCGCCGACAUCGGAGCGCACACGCCGUUGGUGGACUCCGAGCAGUGGCUUCACGCCUUCAGGCAGUCCAAGCUCGAGCCUGAGGUGGAACAUAGCGACCAGGUUCUCUUAAGCGACGCGGGCUUUUUUCGGGCAUUCGCAGACGUGAUGGCAUCGUACAAAGACCCCGAACUGUUGUCUCUGAUAGCCUGGUCUUUCGUGCAGCUGUUUUCUCCCGCGGUGGACUACAGGCUCCUGGAGAACCGCUACGACCAGGGCGUCACGAUAUAUCGGCCGUACUUUUGCGAGCGAUUCGUGGAGACCCCUUACCGCUUCCUGGUGAUAGCGCUCGGCUCUGUGGCGCUCUUCACGCGAGAUGAGCGUUUGACCGUCAGCGCCUGCUUCGACAGCCUCGUCUCGGCCGCAGUGGACAUGCUGAACGCUUCGGAAUGGCUGGACGCCGAGAGCCGGCAGCUCGCCGCCGAGAAGCUGUCAUCCACGCGCCUCAAGCUGUGGCCCCCAGCGAAGCACCUGGAAAGCGAUGCGCUCGACAGCCUGUACAAAGAUUUUCCCAGCGCCGAGUCGUCCUUCGCGGAGUACUGGGUCAAGUCAAGCCGCUGCGCCGCUGACAUCUACCGUCCGCGCCCCGGCAUCGAUGUCUGGGGCUAUACAGUAAACUACGCAUUGCCGUAUCUAAUCUACGACGCGGCAAGCAACUCAGUGAAGGUGGCCGUCGGCGCUGUGACCAAGCCUCUUUACUACGCUGGCGGCACAAAAGCAAUGUUGUACGGCGGGCUGGGUUUUUCUAUGGCACUGCAACUGGUCGCCUCCUUGGACAGUCAAGGGAUCAGAUGGCAUCCCAACGGCACGUUCGGCGACUCUUUUCUAUCGCACGAUUCGGCGAAGGGCUUCGAAGAACGGGACGGCUGCCUGGCCAAGAGCCAGAGGUACGUCGGUGUAAACGCCGAGCACAACCAGAGCGGAACCGGAAAAAUAGCCAGCGUCUUCCCCGAGAUCCCCGCUGUCGAGGUGGCCUAUGCGGCUUACCGCCACUCGUUGAUCGAUGGUAAUGACGAAGUGCCGCGGGGCAUUCCUGGUGGUCUCUCGGGCGAUCAGGUGUUCUUCAUGACCUUGUGCUACAUGACGUGCACGUUGCCCGGAGCCGUCGGUCCGCAAACUGUGGACUGCAACAAGGCCGUGCGCAGUUCGGAGUCCUUUGCUCGGGCAUUCCGCUGCCCCCUGGGGUCGCCGAUGAACCCAAGGAGGAGGUGCACCAUUUUCACAUGA
Dermacentor andersoni is the source of this 1998-nucleotide messenger RNA. RefSeq names its product endothelin-converting enzyme 1-like. The record is from RefSeq and is a predicted model, not a curated record. Gene Ontology annotation, biological process: protein processing. Gene Ontology annotation, molecular function: metalloendopeptidase activity. Gene Ontology annotation, cellular component: plasma membrane. Lineage: Eukaryota; Metazoa; Arthropoda; Arachnida; Ixodida; Ixodidae.